This is a messenger RNA of Spodoptera litura, 1783 nucleotides long. The record is from RefSeq and is a predicted model, not a curated record. NCBI's taxonomy places the organism in Eukaryota, Metazoa, Arthropoda, Insecta, Lepidoptera, Noctuidae.
AAUGGAUAUCUACGAAGACAUAAAUGAAAAAUAUUAUCGACAGCGACGUAGAUAUUCCUACCACGAUGAACGUGAAGAAUCAAGUGAUAGUGAUAUAGAACUGCGGCUCAUUCGAGAAUUUAGAGAGAAAAGAAAGAUAGGGCCACUAACAGAUCCAAGAUGGGUACCGCAAGGGUUAAGAAUACCAGAGGCGAGCAACAUCGCCAUACAAGUCACUCCACCAGAUGGCGAAGAAGAUGACGAGUUUGUGCCGACGCUGCGUAUGCGCCGGAAACUGAGCACGCCGCUCAGUGCGAUGCCCGGAGUAACUGAUGGACUGAUUAACUUACCAAAUCUACGCGCUUCUCCAUCGCGAUCAUUAUCGCCGUUGGAUCGCACGAAGCGACGUUUCAGCACUAUGGUCUCAAGCAGCACCGCCGCAGCAGUGUCCCGGCGGCUCUCGGCAACUAUCGGCUGGUGUCUGGCCAGCCCCACACAAGUCAAACCACAAAUAGUCCGACAAGGACGCGCUUUAUGCCUACAAUACAUUAAGACACAGAUUAGAAGAUCCACUUUAUGCGAAAAAAAGCAAAUAGUAAUGAAACGGUUACAACGAAUGCUCGAGACUGAAUGCGGAGAGGAAGCUGUGAGUAACUCGGAGUCUGGAGUGUUGGUGGGGCUCCGGGCGUUGUGUGCUGCUCUGGAGAGGAAGCGACCUGACGCAUUCCGGCAAGUGGCCAGGCAGGCCACUCGCGCCCCCUCCGCCAUGCUGCGCUCAGAUACAGCAUUAGCGGAACUCGCCCUUGCACUAGCGAGACGCAUCACUAGGGAAAAUAUUACAUGGUCUAAGAUAGCAGCUGUUUAUUGUAUUUGUGGGGCACUGGCGAGGGAAGCUGCCGAGGCUGCGGAUGGAGAACCAGCUCUUGAGCUGGUGUCAGCUCCUGCAGCUGCCAUUGCUGACCUUCUUCACGAGGAACCUGGCUCCUGGAUUGCGUCUCACGGUGGAUGGAACGGUCUAGUGGAGCGGUUACUGGCCAGUGAAAGAGAUCAGAGAUCUGAGAAGAACCUUCGCGUAUUGGUGUCAUUUUUCGUGAUAGCGUGCAUCAGUUUAUUAUUAUUUAGAUGGGUCCUACACGCACACCCUGCAUACAACGACUAAAACCUCCUAUAGCUAUACCUAAUUUUAAUAAAAACCCAUCCAGAAAUGUAAAAAUCUACGCCAUGUUGCGGAUUCACUGAGACUUUAAAACGAUUGUUGCGCCAUCUAUGGUUUUUAUUAUUUUUCUGGUGAGGCUUUAGUUAGUUGUGACGUUAUGAUACUAGAUUAUUAGUUUUAUUUUAGGUGAAUAUUGUUUCCUUUAGAUAUAAUAAAUACCAGAGGUAGCGAAAUAAAUAUUUAAUUGAGUGUGUCUACAAAGAAUAUUGUAUUAUGACCCCAGAACCCAAAAAUAUAUCUUACCCUAAGACUGUUUAUUUGCAUGAGGUAUGGUAAUUACAGGUGAUAAUGAUUAUAAAAAAUAGUCCCACAUACAUCGCCUACUGUUUUCGGCAUGCAAAGUUACAUGUAACAAAGGCACUUUUUUUAAAAGAAUGAUCAUAACUAUUGGGGUUGCCUUAUGAGCUAAUAUAAAUCAUUAGACAAUAAGGUGGUCUUAUAUACCCACCAGUAUUGACUCCUGGCUAAAACAAUGUGCACGGUUUAACGAAAACAACAUCUUUUAAGGCAUAGAAUUCCGUACUUUCCUUACUCAAAAAUAAAUUAUUUGGACUGUUCAAUGCAAUAGAAUAUUAUAAUAUAAUCACA